Messenger RNA from Punctularia strigosozonata HHB-11173 SS5, 987 nucleotides. RefSeq lists its product as uncharacterized. The coding region runs from base 1 to 987 and encodes 328 amino acids. The record is from RefSeq and is a predicted model, not a curated record. The transcript is spliced from 2 exons. NCBI's taxonomy places the organism in Eukaryota, Fungi, Basidiomycota, Agaricomycetes, Corticiales, Punctulariaceae.
AUGGAGGAAUCGCUAUCACACGCUCUCGCCAGCGCUCAGUGUUUGCUCAACGACGUCGAGAAGUUGGACGCUCAGCGGGUGGAGUCUCGAGCGAGACGAAUUGGUUUAGAGCACGAGCACGUAAACCCGUCGCCACCCAUUGGGGCUGAAAUUCAGGUGACUUCAAGAUCAUCAAAGCAACCUCAGCGAGAACCAACGAAGGAAAGACGGUCACAAGACGUCCGUACUCUGAUCUCAGUGCUGAGACGGCUGCAGUCCGGUGGUGACCACUCUGCUCGCCCAGAUUACUCUGACGAGGAGCUCCGCACGGUAUACGUUCUCUUCGACGACUUCCGCAACAACAAUUCGAAGUGCCACGAUUGUCGUCGAAGUGAGGAUCACCAACAACGCGUCAAUCGGGAAAUUUUCUUGAAACCCAGACCACGAGUCGGCGUGGACGUCCAAGGAAUACCUUUCCACGACUGGUCGGCAUGUCCACCAGAAGCUCGUCUUCAGCCGCGCAUGACGGCUGAGAUAUGCCUGAUGUCCCAGACGGGAUUGCUCAUGCAAGGAAACGUCGAUACCGACGUGCUUGUCUUUCCUGCAGCACUCCGUCCUCGACCUUCCCGAGUCUUCAGCCAACAAAUCAAGUUUCAGUUGCAACAUAUCCCCGAAAGUAUUUACGGCGUCCUGCAGCGCUGGCAUCUCAGAUCCGGGAGAUGCUUCGACUGCCUUGUCAAGGCGAUGCAGACUUUCCCGCCAUGGAUAAUGGAACAGAGGCGUACCCAAGGGUACGAGGAAGGCAAUCCGGUUUUUGUGAACCAUUUAGACAAUGAAUUGGCGGAAUGGGACGAAGAUCGAAGGCGGUGGCGUCUUCGUAUUCUCGAUCAUUAUCGCUGGCUAGAUGUAGAGGAAUUGGAUCCGAGGUCUAACGAUAGCAUGGCUAAUCCGGAAAUUGUAAACGGGACAGAAGCGAUGCCCAUUCCCUUCGAGACUUGGUCAUUCUAG